AUGACGCAGGAGCCCGCUGACCCCCUCUCUGCUUCCAGCCCCUACAACUAUGAGCAGGCCCUUCCCCCCGUGGCUCGGACCAAUGCCUUCACCCAGGUCGCCCCUGCCAAGAAGAUAACAUUUUACAAGAGCGGGGACCCUCAGUUUGGAGGGGUCAAGAUGGCCAUCAACCAGCGCAGCUUCAAGAGCUUCAACGCGCUGAUGGAUGACCUCUCCCACAGGGUCCCCCUGCCUUUUGGGGUGAGGACCAUUACAACGCCUCGGGGGAUACACUGCAUCAGCACCCUGGACCAGCUGGAGGACGGAGGGUGUUACCUGUGCUCCGAUAAGAAGUAUGUCACGCCCAUCAGUAUUGGUCCCACCGGCCGGAGAGCAGCUCCUCAGAAGGUCGGCCAGCCGGCCAGCGCGUUGCGGAGGGCAGCCCAAGACAUCAAGCGCGAAGACAACUUGGCCGCUCUCGCCCAGCAGAGUCCGCGGAUACCCAAGAAAGUCACUCUGGUUAAGAACGGGGAUGUGGGCACCAGGCGGCCGAUAAUCCUCAACCGCAGGAACGCGCGGAGCUUCAAGACUCUCCUGGACGAGAUUUCGGAGAUCAUGCAGUUCACGGUGAAGAAGCUGUACACGUUGGACGGGAAGAGGAUUGACAACAUGCAAGCUCUGCUGCACUGCCCCAAUGUCCUCGUCUGUGUGGGGAGAGAGCCCUUCAAACCCACCGUGGUGGAAAACCCCCGGAAGCCCUCCUCAGAGAAGCUGCCCGGUCUACCUUCACAGUCCAACAGCAGAGGCAACGUUGGUGAAAACCACGAAAGUAAGAAAGAGGGCAGGGGGCUGGAUUUGGGUUGGUGGUUUGGAAGCAUGAACUUUGGACUCAAAGCCAAGAAAAGUGUGAUUCAUCCGCGGUCGGCCUUGAGCAAUCGCUCCGCAAGAUUCUCUUUGUCGUCGGAAAAAUCCUAUCCAAACGGCCUCGUGACAUCGCCGGAGAAUGGCGCCCCCUGCUUGAGCCACUGCCCACACUCUAAAGCGGGCAACCUGGUUCAUUCCUUGGUCAACGAUGACAUCGAGAAGAGGGUGCAUGUGAACAAAGAUGGCAGCCUGUCCGUUGAGAUGAAAGUCCGCUUCCGCCUGCUCAACGACGAGACGCUCCAGUGGUCCACACAUAUCCAGAAGUCCAGUCUGAGGGGCAAGGUGCCCUGUGAAGAGAUGGGCAUAGACGAAGACAAUGGAACUGACCCCGCAGGGAGAGAGAACCCAGAGGUCAACUCUGAGGUGGAUGACUCAUUAUAUCCCUGCGAUGCCGAUUCCUACAUCUCGAACCUUGACGUGUCCGAAAACGAGGAGGCGUGUUGCCACAAUUGCGGUAAGCCGUGCAAAGACUAUGACAUUUGGAAGAACCCCAUGCAUGCUUCCCAUAAAGAGGAGCCAUGGGUCAAGAACACUUGGUACACCCACUCUUCUUGCUCGAGCACGUCGUCCCACCAUAGGGUCGUCCGCAAAAAGACGGCCUCCGUCGAGAGCAGCCGCACCUCGUCCAGUGGAGAAGAAUAUUCCAAGCAUGUCGUACGGGAAUCCUCUUGCUUCUCGGAGACUGUAGAGAACAGGGUAGAAUACCGUGCGGUGCAAAAAUGCCGUUGUCGACACGGCCAGAGCAACACGCGCAAAAGGGGGUCACCCGUGGAAAUGGAUUCCGCAGCUUGCUUAGCCAAUUCCCAAAAUGAGGACAAUUCCACGGCGACCGCAGAACAAAUGGAGGGCAACAGCAGCAGGGCGGGGAGCAGCGGGUCGAAAUCGUCUCGCUGUUCGGCGGAAAGCCAGAUCAAAGUGUGCGAGGAGAGCAGCAGCAUGGCGAGGACCAUCUCCUCCUGUAGCAUCAAGGCGAGGGAAGAGGUUGACUUGGAAGAGGCCAGCUGCCCGUCCUCUCCAAAGAGCGCCUACAGCCAAUCCAUUCAGCGGACAACACCUGAGAAAAGGGACAACCCAGAUGAGCCUUCAGAAGACUCUCAGCCAAUCUCUUCAUUCUCCGUGGAGGAAGAGGCAGACAAGGAACAAGAGGAGACCAGCGAAGUUCAUUCCGCCUUGGAGAAUGUGGCGUCCAACCAAUCGGUCAGGGAUGAAGUCAGCGAGUGCGGGAGGUGCUCCACAGAACGGUCCUUCCGUUCCAAAGCUUGCGAUGGGAAUAGCCAGAGAGAAGACAGCAACGAAACGCAGGUGUGCAGCGUGGCAGCUUCCUCUUCCUCCAGGAGGAGCAAGCACAGCCACAAUCACCGAGAGGCAGGCGCCAAAGUCUCCAGGGUGUCCACCAUCAAGAAAAAGAGGACAAAACGGUCUCUGCAUGCAGAAGAUGCACGGUCGAGCAGCAGGGCCUCUUGCUACUCCAAAAGCUCCCCAGAGAUGGAGGGAAGAGAGGGAGAAUGCCAUGCAUCUCACGACUCAAGCUCUCCUCGUUCCAACGUGUCGUCCUUAAGCGAAGCGGCGGCACCUCCUGCCGGCAACAUGGAGAGUGCAAGUAGCUCUUCCGGACAUUGCAGCCAGUCCUCCAAGAGCAUUCAGGAGGGCGGCCAGCCGGAUUCCUCCAGCAAGGAAUCAUUUCCUGGCUCCAGCUUCUCCAAUUCCAAUGGGAAAAACGGAACUGACAAAGCAUCAAGGCCGGGGAGCGUGUUCGAAUCCACGUGCUCCAAAUGCGGCUGCACAGCAGCAACGAGAAACAAGGGCCUUGGGAGCAUCCAGUCGAUUGUGUCUUCCCGUUCGGAGAGUAAAUGCGCAGAGACAGAGGCGUCAGGGAGGAGCGAGCAUGCUGGCUCGCAGUCGAGCGUGGCGCAGUCCUCGAAGCCGAGGAAGAAGAAAAGCAGCCUCCAUUCCAACGCGGAACGCUCUAGUCAAGCUUUGACAUCAGAGUCUGCAUCCAUGUACAGUUUGCACUGCCCAGCUCCCCCGAAAGGGAGGCCAAGUGGCAAAAAAAGUCGGACUGCGGUGCUGAAGAAGAAAUCGAACAAUGCCAGCGCCGCUGGGUCGGAGCCAACUGCGAGCAAGGAGGAAGAGGAAGCAGCCCGUUCGCAGCCCACUGAAAUGGAGGAGGAGAACGGGCCAGGGGAUCCUUCUGAAGCGCUGCAUAACGAGGCAGGAGAGGCUGAGGUGGAAGGCAAUGAGGACAUCAUCCCUUCUUCGCUUCCCAACGCCUCUCCAGAAGAAGUUGUGCACGAGUGGUUGAGGAAGAUCCCCUCAGAGACUCUGCUGAUGAAAUGUGAGAUGCAGGAUGAUGGAGACGGCACAGAACUGGAUGCUGAAAUGCCCAGUUGCUCAAACAACCAGGAAUUGUUGGGAGAGGAGUCGGAAGGAAAGAAAGAAGAGGAGGAGGAAGAAGAAGAAGUGGCAGCCGAGGAGGCAGCUGAGGAGGGGGCCGUUGAGGAGGGAGCAGACGAGGAUCUCAAUGACGAGGCAGCUUCCAAAGCGGUGUCAGAAGAGGCUAAGGCAGGCCAAGCAGAAUGCAACCACUCUGUCAUCUCCAGCCAGAACAACCACAAAAAGGACUUGCCCACCACCAUCCAGACCUCCGUGCAGAUCAUGAAGGCGCUGUUGGCUUCCAAGCAAGAAGCCAAGCUGGACCGUUCACACAGCUUGCCCGAAGUCUCCCCUACGAUGGGCAGAAAGCUCAGCAACUCGGCAAACAUUCUGAUCACGUGCCUGGCUAGCCUGCAGAUCCUUGACGAAGAGCUGGACCCCUCAAGCAAGUCCAGCAAAUGCCUGAAUAGGCCAAGGUACACUGAGCUGUUGAACAUCUUCCAGGCUCUCUGGUUUGGGUGCACGUCAGAGAAAGGGGGCACGAGCUCAGGCCUCCAAGGAGAGGCCCCUGAAAAAGUGCCCUCCACUUUCAAGGACCGUAAAGAUGGCGACUUCACACCCUUGUCCUCUUCUGGAGUGGAUGUGAGCAGUGGCGAUGGAGGCUCGGGAGAGGGGAGUGUGGCUGGUGCCCGAGACUGUGCCUUAUCGCCAGAGAAAACGAACGGAGCCAAACCCACCAAAGAAGAGGCGAAAGAGGAGGCAGAGCAAGAGGGAGGCUGUAGUGAGGAAGAGGAAGAGCAGCAUUCCCAGCCUUGCUUAAAAUCUGAAGGAGAAGAAAAGGCAGCCUCUACUGGAGGAGGGGAUGUGACAGAAACCAACGAGAACCAGGGCAGUGACGUUGGCGAGGAGGAGGAGGAGGAAGAUAAAGAAGUUGUUGGAGAAGAAGAAAUGGAAGAUGUCGAGGUGGAACAGGCAGAAGCUGGUGAUGCUGAUGCAGACCCUGUUGAGCAGACCCAAGAGGACCCCGCUAUCCAGGAAGUAGAAGGGAGUCCCAGUCAAGAGAAUGCUAAUGAAGCUGAUGAAGAGCCAAGCAACAAUCAAGAGAAUGGUGAUGAAGCAGCUGAAGAGCCAAGCGAUGAUCAAGAGAAUGUUGAAGUGGCUGAAGAGCCAAGUAAUGAUCAAGAGAAUGGUGAUGAAGCGGCUGAAGAGCCAAGCGAUGAUCAAGAGAAUGUUGAAGCGGCUGAAGAGCCAAGCGAUGACCAAGAGAAUGUUGAAGUGGCUGAAGAGCCAAGCGAUGACCAAGAGAAUGUUGAAGUGGCUGAAGAGCCAAGCAAUGAUCAAGAGAAUGUUGAAGCGGCUGAAGAGCCAAGCGAUGACCAAGAGAAUGUUGAAGUGGCUGAAGAGCCAAGUAAUGAUCAAGAGAAUGUUAAAGAGGCUGAAGAGCCAAGCGAUGAUCAAGAGAAUGUUGAAGCGGCUGAAGAGCCAAGCGAUGAUCAAGAGAAUGUUGAAGCGGCUGAAGAGCCAAGCGAUGACCAAGAGAAUGUUGAAGCGGCUGAAGAGCCAAGCAAUGAUCUAGAGAAUGUUGAAGAGGCUGAAGAGCCAAGCAACAACCAAGAGAAUGCUGAAGAGCCAAGCAACAGUCAAGCUGAACCCAAUCCAAACACAAAUAAGAGUGAACCCCAAGAGAGUGUUGAAAAACAGCUGGUGGAUGAGUCAGAAGCUGAUACAGUCUCCAGCAACAUAGUUUCUCGCCAACCCACAGCAAAAGCUUCCCUCAUCACCCCACAGAAAUCUAUCGACCCCGACCCGGUUUGGGUAUUGAAGCUUUUGAAGAAGAUCGAGAAGGAAUUCAUGGCUCACUAUGUCAGCGCCAUGAAUGAUUUCAAGGUGAAGUGGAACUUGCCAAAUAGCGAGGAGUUGGACUUGAUGAUUGCACAGCUGAAAGAGGAAGUGAGUCGGAGGAUCCAAAAGAGUAUCGAGAAAGAGUUAGGGAAAAUCAGAAGCAGGGCGGGCAGGAGGGUACCGAGGCCUCCGGACGAGCAGCUGCGCCGCGAUUCUUCCAUCCUGCAAGUGGAAAACCGAAGGCGCCGUUUGCAGAGCAUUCACAAAAUGUCCCUCUACAAUGACCACAGCAAGCCGCGCGAGACAAGGGAAUUAGAUGAGGAAUUAGAUUUUUUCAGUACGACCAUUAGAGAUGACAUAAGUGACCCCCCUGGAGAAGAGGAGUACUGCCCUUGCGAUGCCUGCUUCCAGAAGAAAAUGGAGGCCAAAGCCCUGCGGUCUCGAGGGCCGGUGGUGGCAGCCAAUGCCCCCAUUGUGAAGGCCUUUGACCUACAGCAAAUCUUGAGGAUGCAGAGAGGCAAGGCAGAGGAGGACAUUGCAGAAGAGGAAGCAGAAGGGGAGGCCAAUGAAGCUGAGGCAGAGCAGGAAGUGUUGGCUGAUGAUGUGGAAGUAGUAGAGCAGGAAGUGACCGAAAGUGAAGCAGCAGAAGCCCCAGCAGAUGGGGAGGAAGAAAAUCAGAACUGUGAGGAAGCCGAGGGGGAGGAAACUGUGAAUGAAGAAGUAGGUGGGGAAGCACAAGAGGAAGCAAUGGAGGAAGGAGGAGAGGGAGAGGAGGAAGUAGAAGAGGAAGCAGAAGAAGAAAAGGGAGAGGAAGUAGAAGAAAAUGAGGAGGAAGUAGAAGAAAAGGGAGAGGAGGAAGCAGAAGAAGAAAAGGGAGAGGAAGUAGAAGAAAAUGAGGAAGUAGAACAGAAGGGGGAGGAGGAAGAGGAAGUAGAUGAAGAAAAGGAGGAGGAAGCAGAAGAAGAAAAUGGGGAGGAAGAAGAAGUAGAAGAAGAAAAGGGAGAGGAAGUAGAAGAAAAGGGGGAGGAGGAAGCAGAGGAAAAAGGGGAGGAGGAAGAGGAAGUAGAUGAAGAAAAGGAGGAGGAAGCAGCAGAAGAAAAGGGGGAGGAGGAAGCAGAGGAAAUGGAAGAAGUAGAAGAAAAGGGGGAGGAGGAAGCAGAGGGAAAAGGGGAGGAGGAAGAGGAAGGAGAUGAAGAAAAGGAGGAGGAAGCAGCAGAAGAAAAGGGGGAGGAGGAAGCAGAGGAAAUGGAAGAAGUAGAAGAAAAGGGGGAGGAGGAAGCAGAAGAAGAAACAGAAGAUGAAACUGAUGGUGUGGCAGCCGAUCCAGAGGCAGCUGAAGGAGAUAACGAACCUGAAUGUGCAACAAAUGUUGACGAUGGCGAGAUCUCUGAGGCACCAACAGAAGCGGAGGAACAGCCUCCAGCAGAUGGUGAAGAAGAGGAUGAGGGCGAUGCCAAGCCAGAGACAGAAGUGGAAGAAGCAGGAGAAAACGAAGCAGAGGCGAAUGGCAAGGGCAGCGAACCUGAGCAGGACGGUGGCAGUGAAGACCCCAGAGAAACGGAAGAAGGAGCCACCGAAGGGGCAGAGACCCAGAGAAAAAGCUCCGCCUUCUCCUCUAUGGGGAAUUGUUCCCAGCAAUCCCAAAAAGGUUCUGAGGAGGGGAGUGGCGAAGAAGAAGAAGACUGUAAGGAACUGGAGGGCGGUGGUGGUGCUGGUGGUGGUGAUGAUGGAGAGACAGAAGGCGACACAGAGACCAAACCCACAAAGAUGUACCCAGAUAGUGAAGAGGAGGAGGAGGAGGAAGAGGGAGAGGAAGAAGAAGACCAAGCAUCCCCUCAGGCAAAGAAGAAACCCAAAACUGGCAAGAGCAAAGGUGGAAGCAGCCCAGUCCCUAAAAAGGAGGCGAGCUCAGAGGCAAUUGAUCAAGACGACCUGGACUUUUAG
This is a messenger RNA of Podarcis raffonei (Aeolian wall lizard), 7062 nucleotides long. RefSeq names its product RP1 like 1 (gene RP1L1). Gene Ontology annotation, biological process: intracellular signal transduction; axoneme assembly; photoreceptor cell development. Gene Ontology annotation, cellular component: axoneme. The transcript is spliced from 4 exons. NCBI's taxonomy places the organism in Eukaryota, Metazoa, Chordata, Lepidosauria, Squamata, Lacertidae. Bases 1 to 7062 code for a protein of 2353 amino acids. The record is from RefSeq and is a predicted model, not a curated record.